AUGGGUGAAAGAACCUUGAAGGAGAUGGCAGCCCCAAAUACGGGAGAUGAUCCUCUCUGCAUUGUAUUUCCAAAGCUGGACAAACCCCUCAAACUGAAUUCAGGUUUCCUUAAUCUUCUUCCCAAAUAUUAUGGGAAAUCAGGUGAGAAUCCUCAUCGGCAUUUAAAAGAGUUUAAGGUUGUUUGUUCUUCUAUGAAUCUUGAAGGAGUCGAACAGGAUCAUAUUAGAUUGCAUGCUUUUCCUUUUUCUUUGCAAGAUUUGGCUAAAGAUUGGUUGUAUUAUCUUCUUGCUGGAUCAAUUACGACUUGGAAUGUUAUGGCAUCAACUUUUCUAGGAAAGUACUUUCCAGCAAGUCUAAUUGGAUCCACCAGGAAGGAGAUAUGUGGCAUUAGGCAGCAUGAUAAUGAGUCCUUGUAUGAGUAUUGGGAACGUUUUAAGAGAUUAUGUUCAUCCUGUCCCCAACAUCAGAUUAGUGACCAACUAUUAAUUCAAUACUUUUAUGAAGGCCUAUUUCCUACUGAUAGGGGUAUGAUAGAUGCUUCGAGUGGGGGGGCAUUAGUGGAUAAAACACCAACCCAAGCUAGGGCUUUAAUUUCUAAUAUGGCUCAAAACACCCAACAACAUGGUACUAGAAAUGAUGUUAAAAUAGUAAAUGGAGUUGAUUUAAGUGGUAUUCAGAAUCAAUUACAAGAAAAUGCUCAACAAAUUGUUACUUUAACUACACUUGUGUCUAAAAUUGUUGCUAGUAAUGAGUCUAAAGCUAGAGUUUGUGGAAUUUGCUAUAAUGAGUCUCAUCCUACUGAUAAAUGUCCUGAUUUGCAAUCUGAAGAUGUGAAUGCUAUAGGUGGUUAUUCUGGCCAAAGGAAAUAUGAUCCUUACUCACAGACUUAUAAUGAAGGUUGGAAAGACCACCCUAAUCUAAGAUAUGGAAGUAGACCACAACUUCCACAAUCUAAUGAACCAAGGCAAUACGGUAAACUUCCAUCACAAACAAUCCCUAAUCCCAAUGGUCAUGUUAAAGCUGUCACACUUAGGAGUGGUAAAGUGUUAACUGAACCUAAAAUGAAAAGCCGUGAAGUUGAAAAAGAGAUAGAAGUCAAUCCUAAAGUUGGAUCAAGGGAAAGAGUGGAAAGUGAGGGUACUGUGAAGGAGUGA
Messenger RNA from Spinacia oleracea (spinach), 1155 nucleotides. RefSeq lists its product as uncharacterized. The record is from RefSeq and is a predicted model, not a curated record. The transcript is spliced from 2 exons. The coding region runs from base 1 to 1155 and encodes 384 amino acids. Lineage: Eukaryota; Viridiplantae; Streptophyta; Magnoliopsida; Caryophyllales; Amaranthaceae.